GGCAUUUGUUGGGCUGCUGCUGAAGACGCUUCUUGUCUCCGGAGCUCCGAGGAGACGGAUGAACAUCAGAGGCACUGAGCAGCCUCCAGACUCUGAGGACGGAGCACAAUAACACGCAGAGGAAGACUGACGCCGAUAAAGGAAAGAGGACAACUCCAGAGAGGAAGAUGGCUGACAGGGAGCCGGAGCCUGUGGCUGAGGCACCUCCGCUGCAGGAGGAGGAAGAGGAGCAGCUGCAGAGCUCUGCGGAGACGGCUGAACCUGAUGAAGGGUCCGAAGAACCGGAUGAAGUCAUGAAGCCAGCCCGACCUCUGCUUUCCAUGAGGUCCAUGAGCACCGUGGACCCGGACGAUGACUACCCCAACAUGACUGUUUACAGGAAGAUUGAAGACAUUGUCACUCGUAUUCAGGAUGAGACGGAAGGUGUUCCCAUCCGAACUGUCAAGAGUUUCAUGACGAAGAUCCACAGCGUUGUAACGGGAGCAGAUAUUGUUCAGUGGCUGCUGAAGAAUCUGUCCGUUGAAGAUCCAGCUGAAGCCAUGCACAUUGGGAGUCUCAUCGCAGCUCAGGGAUACUUCUUCCCCGUCUCAGAUCACGUCCUCUGCCUCAAAGACGAUGGCACUUUGUAUCGCUUUCAGGCGCCAUAUUUCUGGCCGUCCCACUGCUGGGAGCCUGAGAACACCGAUUAUGCUAUCUAUCUGUGCAAGCGGACCAUGCAGAAUAAAACCAGGCUGGAGCUGGCAGAUUACGAGGCGGAGAACUUAGCGAGGCUACAGAGAGCUUUUGCAAGGAAGUGGGAGUUUAUCUACAUGCAGGCUGAAGCCCAGGUCAAGAUUGACAGGAAGAAGGAUAAAAUGGAGAGGAAGAUCCUCGACAGCCAGGAGAGAGCCUUCUGGGACGUCCACAGACCCGUGCCUGGAUGUGUGAACACCACCGAGAUGGACAUCAGGAAAUGUAGACGGAUGAAGAAUCCUCAUCGAGUGAAAAAGACAGUGUAUGGUGUGGUGGAGGAUGGAGUCCAGUCGCAGAGUCCCGUGCACACCUCCUUACAUCACCGCAGGAAAGGAACCAAAGAGGACGUGGAAAAAGAGAUCUUGUUUCUGAACACGCAGCUGGAUCGUCACUGCCUGAAGAUGUCCAAAGUUGCUGACAGCCUGAUCAGCUACACUGAGCAGUACAUCGAGUAUGACCCGUUUUUGACAGCACCAGAACCGUGCAAUCCCUGGACCAGCGAUGACCCCACCUUCUGGGAUCUAGAGGCCAGUAAGGAGCCCAGUCAGCAGAGGGUGAAGAAGUGGGGGUUUUCUCUGGAGGAGGCCCUGAAGGACCCGGCAGGACAGGAUCUCUUCCUCAAGUUUCUGGAGUCGGAGUUCAGCUCUGAAAACCUGAGGUUCUGGCUCGAGGUGCAGGAUCUGAAGCGGGUGCCCCAGCACGAAGUGGCACACAGGGUGGAGGACAUCUGGGCAGAGUUCCUGGCAGAAGGAGCACUCAGCACCAUCAACCUGGACUCGCACAGCUACGAACGGACCAGCCAAAACCUGAAGGACCCCGGACGAUACAGCUAUGAGGACGCACAGGAUCACAUAUACAAGCUGAUGAAAAGCGACAGCUAUCCUCGUUUCCUGCGCUCCAACGUGUACCAGGACCUGCUAAUGGCCAAGAAGAAACCUGAAACGGAGCAGGGACGCCGCACCUCCCUGGAGAAGUUCACCCGCAGCGUGGGCAAGUCACUGACAGGCAAGCGACUCACGGGCCUCAUGCAGUCAUCUUGACAAGCUCUGGGUCUCCAGCAGGACGACUCAAACCCUGAUGAGAUGCCUGCAGAUGGGUAGCAGCUGGACAAGGACCCUUUGUUUGGGGGUGGAGGAGGACAUGAAACGAGCUCAGACUGCCAGACUGGAACAUUUAUACCUGGAUCUCACCUCAGAUGAGUUGAAGACCGACAG
Messenger RNA from Nematolebias whitei (Rio pearlfish), 1946 nucleotides. RefSeq names its product regulator of G protein signaling 6 (gene rgs6). The transcript has 18 exons. The record is from RefSeq and is a predicted model, not a curated record. Gene Ontology annotation, biological process: intracellular signal transduction; G protein-coupled receptor signaling pathway; regulation of G protein-coupled receptor signaling pathway. The coding region runs from base 168 to 1772 and encodes 534 amino acids. NCBI's taxonomy places the organism in Eukaryota, Metazoa, Chordata, Actinopteri, Cyprinodontiformes, Rivulidae.